AUGGGUGUCCCAGCCUUCUAUCGAUGGCUGGCGGAGAAGUAUCCGAUGGUGGUUGUGGACGCAAUUGAAGAGGAACCGGUCGUCAUUGACGGCAUUAAAAUCCCGGUCGAUACGAGCGAGAAGAACCCUAACAAUAUCGAAUACGAUAACCUCUACCUCGAUAUGAACGGCAUCAUUCAUCCGUGCUUUCACCCCGAGGAUAGGCCUUCUCCGACGUCGUUUGAUGAGGUUUUUGAGUGCAUGUUCGACUACAUCGACAGGUUAUUCGUCAUGGUGCGGCCACGGAAGCUACUCUACAUGGCUAUUGACGGUGUUGCGCCGAGAGCGAAAAUGAACCAACAACGUUCUAGGAGGUUUAGGGCUGCGAAAGAUGCAGCUGAUGCGGCUGCUGAAGAAGCAAGGUUAAGGGAGGAAUUUGAGAAUGAGGGCAGAAAGCUUCCUCCUAAAGAAGAGUCACAGACUUUUGAUUCAAAUGUCAUUACUCCUGGAACUGAAUUUAUGGCUGUUUUGUCAAUUGCACUUCAGUACUAUGUUCAUCUUAGGCUGAACAAUGACCCUGGUUGGCAAAAUAUUAAGGUUAUUCUCUCUGAUGCAAAUGUUCCCGGUGAAGGGGAGCAUAAGAUCAUGUCCUAUAUCCGUCUGCAGAGAAAUCUUAAAGGUUAUGAUCCAAAUACACGACAUUGCCUGUGUGGUUUGGAUGCUGAUUUGAUAAUGUUGGCAUUGGCUACCCAUGAAAUUCAUUUUUCAAUUCUUAGAGAGAUUGUAUUUACUCCUGGACAAGACAAAUGCUUCCUUUGUGGUCAGAUGGGUCAUGUUGCUGCAAACUGUGAAGGAAAGGCAAAAAGGAAGUCAGGAGAGUUUGAUGAAAAAGGAGAGCCUAUUGUGGCAAAAAAACCCUACCAGUUCCUGAAUAUUUGGACUCUGAGAGAAUAUCUGGAGUAUGAGAUGCGAAUACCUAAUCCUCCAUUCAAAAUUGAUUUUGAAUGCAUUGUGGAUGAUUUUAUCUUCAUGUGUUUUUUUGUCGGCAAUGAUUUCCUUCCUCAUAUGCCUACACUAGAGAUUCGCGAGGGUGCAAUUAACUUGUUGAUAGCUGUAUACAAGAAGGAGUUUAGGGAAUUUGGUGGUUAUUUAACCGAUGGAAGCAUGAUAAAUUUGAGCAGAGUGGAGCACUUCAUUCAGGCUAUUGGAUCUUACGAAGAUAAAAUAUUCCAGAAAAGGGCUCGAUUGCAUCAGCGGCAAACGGAAAGAAUAAAGCGCGAAAAGACACAGGCAAGAAGGGGAGAUGAUGCUGAACCUCAAUUUGAACCAGACUCUUUAGUUGCAGUUUCACGAUUCCAUGGUUCUCGUCUUGCUUUGGCUCCAACACCUUCACCAUUUCAACAAUCUGGGCAUUAUAAUUCUCAAAUGUCCUCAUCAGUUAGAGAAGACAACAAAGAAGCCUUUGAGAGGCCUCGUAAAGUUGCUAGGGUAUCUUUAGGAGCAACUAUUGGUGCUGCUAUAGUUGAAGCCGAGAAUAGUCUUGAGAUAGAAGUUCGUGAUAAUAAAGAUGAAUUGAAAACAAAAUUGAAGGAUAUACUUCGUGAGAAAUCUGAUGUUUUCAACUCAAAUAAAGCUGAGGAGGACAAGUUACCUAUAUUGGUCAAAACUCACCCCUUAUGGGUUUGGGAGAUUGGACGGUACAGUUCCAUUCAUGAUUUGGAAAAUAAAUCUUUUGUUUCACGAUAUGACUUUCAAUUUGUCAACCAUUGGAAUGGUUGGAGUUGUUGCGAUAUAAAGUUGGGAGAGCCGGGCUGGAAAGAGAGGUAUUAUGAGGAAAAGUUUUCUGCUAAAACUCCUGAGGAACUUGAAGCUAUAAGGAAAGAUGUUGUCUUGAAAUACACUGAAGGCCUAUGUUGGGUGAUGCACUAUUAUUAUGAAGGUGUUUGUUCUUGGAAUUGGUUUUAUCCUUAUCACUAUGCCCCCUUUGCAUCUGAUCUCAAGGGCCUUGGUGAACUUGAUAUUAGCUUUAAGCUUGGUAACCCAUUCAAACCAUUUGACCAGCUUUUAGGAGUCUUUCCUGCUGCAAGCUCUCAUGCACUUCCCGAGCCAUAUAGGAGACUUAUGACAGAUCCAAACUCACCAAUCAUUGAUUUUUAUCCAAUUGACUUUGAAGUGGACAUGAAUGGCAAACGCUUUGCUUGGCAGGGUAUUGCUAAGUUGCCUUUUAUUGAUGAAGUGCGUCUUCUUGCAGAAGUUCAAAGUAUUGAAAACUUUUUAACACCUGAGGAAAAGCGACGGAAUGCUAUAAUGUUUGACUUGCUCUUUGUGAAUUCUUGUCAUCCUCUCUCUUCAUGCAUAAGUAUACUAGACAACAAGUGUAAAAACAUGUCAGACAGGGAGCGGGCUGUUGUCAAGGAAAAAAUCAGCCCCAAAGAAAGUACGCGAUUUGUUGCAUCUGGUGGCCACUAUUUAUGGUCAUGA
This is a messenger RNA of Sphenostylis stenocarpa, 2460 nucleotides long. Lineage: Eukaryota; Viridiplantae; Streptophyta; Magnoliopsida; Fabales; Fabaceae. The record is from the annotation of a GenBank genome assembly.